CUGCUGCAGCCUUCUCGCCCUAUCAAUAAGGUUCAGUUAGCCAAGGUGGAGGAUGGGAGCAGCAUGGAACUGUCCCAGCUCCUCAAUGAGAUCAGGGCAAAGUAUGAAACGCUCAUCACCAGAAGUCAGAUAGAGACCAUCCUCUCAGCAGGGACCCAGCUAGAAGAAGCCACUAGUGAAAGAAUGAACAAAGAUGAGGAAGUGCUAAAAGCAGCCAGGGCAGAGCUAAAGGAAGCUAGACAACAAUGGCAUCAUAUGCAGAUGGAAAUUGACUCUCUCCGUGCUGAGGAAAAGGGUCUAGAAAAUUCUCUGCGCACCACAGAACAGCAAUACCAGACACAGCUAAAGUAUCUAGAAGAAGAGAUUGAAGGCCUGGAGAAAGAGCUACAAGAAGUGCAGCAAGGCAUGGAAAAACAGCUCCAGCAACACAAAAUAUUAUUAAACACUAAGAUGCGGCUUGAGCAAGAGAUAGCUACGUACCGCAGUCUACUGGAGAAAGAGGAAAAGAGGUUUCAUCAUUCUACAUGCCAAGAAAGAAAGGAUGACAAAAAGCCUACCACCAGCCGAAUAGCAUUUAUUUUGCCUUCAUCAAGCAAAGUAAAGAUGCACGAGAUUGAAAAAGUGGAAAUACUGACAAAACAAGCAGUCUUAAAUGGAAACCUGGCAAAUGAGAGUGCAGAGGCUUGUGGCACAAUACAGACAGAGAAAGUAGAUGAAGUGAUUAAAGAAUGGGAAGGCUCUUUCUUUAAGGACAACCCUCGCUUAAGGAAAAAAUCAGUUUCUUUGCGGUUUGAUCUCCACCUAGCAGCCACAGAUGAAGGUUGUUUACAGACUAAACAGAAAAGCCUGCCUGAUAUUGAAGUGAGAUUGGUUAUGAGGCGGUCUUGCAGUAUCCCAUCCAUCAAAACUUAAAUCAGCAUCAAUCCAACCCAAAGAUUAUUCAAAUUAUUCAUGGAUGAGUUUCAGAAAUAAAUGUUAGCAGGGACCUAGAUGGGCCACAUGAUUGUCCUAUCUGUCAAAGCAGUAUAUUCUGUCAACAAAUAUAUAUUUCUAUAACUAUUUUAAAGAUAUGAGAGGAAGUUGAGAGAAUUCUAAGAAAGAUAAUUCCUAUUAGGCUACUAUUUAAACACCUAUUGAAGUACUUUAUUUUUUUUCAUUUAUUUUUCUCCAAAUAUUUG
This is a messenger RNA of Rhineura floridana, 1178 nucleotides long. RefSeq names its product keratin 222 (gene KRT222). The transcript is spliced from 6 exons. The record is from RefSeq and is a predicted model, not a curated record. The coding region runs from base 64 to 912 and encodes 282 amino acids. NCBI's taxonomy places the organism in Eukaryota, Metazoa, Chordata, Lepidosauria, Squamata, Rhineuridae.